UUUUGCAAAAAGAAAGAGCAUUAUAAACCGAGGCAGCCAACCAGUAGCCUCGUGUAACUCUCUGGGCCUCCCCGGGGCAGCCCCGGCCGAAGCCAGCAUGCAUGCGUGCGGUGCAGCCGAGAGCCACUCACGAUGAUGACAGAGCACAAUAAUGCGUAGCAUCGCGGUCGCCGCAGCAAUCCUCGCGCGAUGUCUCGCCGACGACGCAGUCAACGUAUCGCGUGUCGCGGCCUGGGCGCUGCAGCGCCGGGAAGAACGCAUUAGGCGCUGGCUGCCCUCUCAGCCGUUCAAUCGCACCGGAUUCCGCCUCGUGCCCGUCCCUCCGAAGCUCGAGCGCGGCUUUUUGCUGGUCGCGACGAAGUCGCCCGUCGAACGCCUCCGCCGCAACGAGUCGACCAACGACAACCUCGGGGCUAUACUGAGGGACGUGUGCGCCACGCCGUACCCCGCUCGCUUAGUCGUGAGGACGCCGUCGGAGAAGGCGCGCGCCGAGCGAUUUCGGCCCUGCCCCAAGAUCGAGAUCGUGGCCCUCGAGGCGACGGACGCGCCGAUGGAAAGGCUGGCGCGCGCGACGUCGCUGCGGCUGUUCAAGGUCGGCGCGCUGGCCGCGAAUCUACCCUUGUACAAAGACGGCACCUUGUAUCUCGACAACGACAUAGCCAUUCGACGGGACCGCGCGGACGUGCUGAUGGGUUUAUUUGAUGAAGUGCGGAAGCGGCACAAGGCGCUGGGCGUCACGAAGAGUCAUCUCUGCAUUCCGCGGGGCCACUGGACGUCCGAGGUGCCGCCGGGCUACUGCGAGCGGAACGGUGGCAUACUCUUCUUCAGUGCGGCAAAUCGGUCCGCGGCGCUGGCACGAGAAUGGCUCGAGGAGAUGCGGCAAGGCACGUCCAAGGACGGCCGAGACCAGAUGCCGUUGCGCAAGGUGCUCUGGCGCCACCGCGACGACGAGGUGUUUGACCUACCCGUAGGGAUCCAGUGCGGCCCGUACUGCGACCCUUGCAGUACCGACGACCCCCCCUUACUCUGGCACACGAAGCGCAUAGACCGAGUGAGAUGGGCGCAGAAGAUGCUUUUGAAAUCAAGGCGCAAGGGCGUGAGCGCGCGAUCCGUGUGCGGCUUCCAGCCAUAG
Messenger RNA from Pelagomonas calceolata, 1132 nucleotides. NCBI's taxonomy places the organism in Eukaryota, Pelagophyceae, Pelagomonadales, Pelagomonadaceae. The record is from the annotation of a GenBank genome assembly.